AGAUGCAAAUACGUACAUUAGCCGGCAUGAUGUCACUCAAAUACUCGUACCUGAAUUAUACGUAGAGAAUUAUUACAUACACACAGGGAGUUGGUGCGGAGUCGGUGGCACGUUACAAUGAGCCAAAUCUUGUGGCUGGCGGGGCUAAUGAGCUCGAGAGUGGACGCUAGAAAUUUGGUGAUUCGUCGAAAAUGGGGGAAGCUCAGUGCUGUGACUGGGUCAGACCUCGCAGCAUUUCCCCUCGGUUCGAACCUGUUUAGGAACAGUGUAACAUUUUCUUCGCAAAACGUAAAGACUUCGAGCAUUAUCAGGAGGCUCUUGAGGCGUAUAAAAAUUCGAGGUCUAUACCGGUUAUCUUCAAAGAAGUGUUCUUCUGAGUGUGGCUGUUUUUUGUGUGUGGCUGAAUUCAAACCAAUGACAUGAUAUCUGGUAUUUGUACUUCUGCCUCAGAGAAUGUCCAAGAUUCGGAGAAUCGAUCCCUAGUGAAGUUCAAAUGGGUGAUAAGCAAUUGAGAGCGCUGGAAAAUACCAGAAGCUGUGGCAUUACACCCAAUGCAG
Molecule: messenger RNA, 557 nt
Organism: Mollisia scopiformis
Lineage: Eukaryota; Fungi; Ascomycota; Leotiomycetes; Helotiales; Mollisiaceae
Exons: 1
Coding region: 118-423 (101 amino acids)
Source: RefSeq, a predicted model, not a curated record